GCAUCCAGCAUCCAGCCUUCGUGCCGCCUUGAUUCGCCAUCUCCGCAACAACAAUGGCUUUGGAGGCUCAUCUGCAGCAAGCGGCUCUGUUGAAGAAGGUGGCCGAGUCCAUGAAGGAUCUGUGCAAGGAUGUGAACUUUGAUUGCUCCGAGAAGGGCAUUGAGGUGCAGUGUAUGGACUCUUCCCACGUGGCCUUGGUUUCCCUGUUGCUGCGCGAAUCUGCCUUCUCUGAGUUCAAGUGUGAUCGUCCCGUGUCGCUGGGGAUGAACAUCGACUCCUUGUCCAAGAUCUUGAAGAUGACCGGCGCCAACGACUCCCUGAAGAUCCGCCAUCAGACGGAUGCUGACACGGUGAACUUUCAAUGCGAGGGCUCGGACGAUCGCAUCGCAGAUUUUGACUUAAAACUCAUGACGAUUGAAAGCGAACACAUGGAGAUCCCUGAGCAGCACUACAAGGUGGUGGCAAAGCUUCCCUCCGCCGAGUUCCAGAAGGUUUGUCGCGACUUGAAGGAGUUCGGUGAAACGAUUCAGAUCCAAGGAACAAAGGAAGGCCUGAAGUUCAUGGUGCAGGGUGAUUUGGGCAGCGGCAAUGUGAUGUUGAAGCCCCGUGAGGGCGAGAAACCCGAAGAGAAGGUGUCGCUCACCGUCCACGAACCGGUCACAGCGACCUUUGCCCUGCGCUACCUGGUGAACUUUUCCAAGGCCGAGAAACUCUGCGGCUCGGUGGAGCUUGGGUUGGGGCCUGAUGCUCCCCUGCUGGUGAAGUAUGACUUGGAGUCCUCUGACAAGGGGCACAUGCAGUUCUACCUGGCCCCAAAGAUCGAUGAGUGAGGCAACAAAAAGUUGGCAUGAAGGGUGAUGGGUUCUCGGGUGCGUUUAGCAAGAGAUUGGCUCUGUGAUCAUGGCCCGUUGCUUUGUUCAAUGGAUCCUUUUGCUGGAUUUGUUUCGUCGAAACAAAUGGCUUUUGGCC
This is a messenger RNA of Cladocopium goreaui, 969 nucleotides long. Lineage: Eukaryota; Dinophyceae; Suessiales; Symbiodiniaceae. The record is from the annotation of a GenBank genome assembly.